This is a messenger RNA of Chinchilla lanigera (long-tailed chinchilla), 1946 nucleotides long. It is a transcript of the gene Ctss, whose product is annotated as cathepsin S. Gene Ontology annotation, cellular component: lysosome. The coding region runs from base 173 to 1195 and encodes 340 amino acids. The transcript is spliced from 8 exons. Lineage: Eukaryota; Metazoa; Chordata; Mammalia; Rodentia; Chinchillidae. The record is from RefSeq and is a predicted model, not a curated record. Gene Ontology annotation, molecular function: cysteine-type endopeptidase activity. Gene Ontology annotation, biological process: immune response.
AGGCUAGAGCUAGCUGGUUGUGAGAUUUUAAAUGAAACUGAAAUGAAAGUUUACUUCCUCAUCGAGGAUACUCAUGUGACAAAGUCCAAUUUCUUUUUAAAGUUAAUUCAACUGAAAUCUCUUUACUGCCUCUGAAAUUGUUGGAGCGAGCGCACCAAUUUGAGGACUUGUUAUGGGAGCAUCUGCUGGUUUUAUCACAAUGAAGUGGCUGGCGUGGGUGUUCGUGGUGUGCUCUUUGGCAAUGGCACAGCUGCACAAGGAUCCUACGCUGGAUCACCACUGGCAUCUCUGGAAAAAAACCUAUGGAAAACAAUAUCAGGAAAAGAAUGAGGAAGAAGUGCGGCGGCUCAUCUGGGAGAAGAAUCUGAAGUUUGUGAUGCUUCACAACCUGGAACAUUCAAUGGGAAUGCACUCGUAUGACCUAGGCAUGAACCACCUGGGAGACAUGACCAGUGAAGAAGUGCUGUCUUUGAUGAGCUCCCUGAGAGUUCCCAGCCAGUGGCCCAGAAAUGUCACUUAUAAAUCAGACCCCAAUCAGAAACUGCCGGAUUCUGUGGACUGGAGAGAAAAGGGGUGUGUUACUGAGGUGAAAUACCAGGGCUCCUGCGGAGCCUGCUGGGCCUUCAGCGCGGUGGGAGCCCUGGAAGCGCAGGUGAAGCUGAAAACAGGAAAGCUGGUGUCUCUCAGCGCGCAGAACCUCGUGGACUGUUCAACUGAAAAAUACAGAAAUAAAGGCUGCAACGGCGGCUUCAUGACGGAGGCCUUCCAGUACAUCAUCGAUAACAACGGCAUCGACUCAGAAACCUCCUAUCCCUACAAGGCCGUGGAUGAAAAGUGCCAUUAUGAUUCAAAAAAUCGUGCUGCCACAUGUUCACGUUACACAGAACUUCCUUUUGGCAGUGAAGAAGCCCUGAAAGAAGCUGUAGCCAAUAAAGGACCGGUGUCUGUUGCUAUCGAUGCCAGUCAUCCUUCGUUCUUCCUCUACAAAAGUGGUGUCUACUAUGACCCCUCCUGUACUCAGAAUGUGAAUCAUGGUGUAGUCGUGGUUGGCUAUGGUAACCUUGACGGGAAAGACUACUGGCUUGUGAAAAACAGCUGGGGCCUCUACUUUGGUGAUCGAGGAUAUAUUCGGAUGGCAAGAAAUAGUGGAAAUCAUUGUGGGAUUGCUAGUUAUAGCUCUUACCCAGAAAUCUAGGGGAUCUCUUCAUUUUAUAACAAGUCAAGGGAGAUGAAAAACUCUCUCUUAAUUUUAUCUGCUGUAUUCAGAAGAAAUAAGUGUCAUGAUCAGUGUAUAUUUGUCAUACUAAUUAGAAAAUGUAGUUUGCUUCUUCACUUUAUAACAUCGUAUAUCUCUAAAACAAGUUUGCAAAGUCAUAUGCAAUAGAUAUGAAAAUUUAUUUACCUGGGAGCUUUUAUAACUUCCUGGCCUAAGAGAGCUCAAUAAAUCUAUCAUUUUAAAUUUCUAAAAUUGCCACAUAUUCUUUUCAAAUUAUUCUUUGUUAACUCUUAGGCUGUCUCAUGAAAAUGUUCAUUGUGGUACACAAGCGAUGGGUUAUGGAAACUGUAAUAGAAAAUAUUACGUUAUAAAUGUCCUGAGGGCACAAUCAUCAUUGCACAUAAAAGGAUUCAAUAAAUAUUUUUAAAUUAAACCAUGUUAAAGUACAGUAUACAAAUACUUAGAAGUGAAGCUGUUUUCAAACACUUUGGAAGAAUUAUCAUUUUUAUUUAUCUCUGCAGUGCUGGGAAUCAAACCCAAGGUCUUCUCCAAACUAGGCAAAUACUCCAAAACUGAGCUAUAACUCUGGCCCUGGAAGAAUUAUUUUAAUAAUCAACACUUUGACACAUUAGUUCAAAUUACUUUCACUGAAUCAUCAACAAGUUGAUCAGGGCUUUUUUUGGGCAAAUAAUUGAGUCAACCCAAAUAAACUGAUUCUUUUUCAAAUAUU